Molecule: messenger RNA, 420 nt
Organism: Aspergillus homomorphus CBS 101889
Lineage: Eukaryota; Fungi; Ascomycota; Eurotiomycetes; Eurotiales; Aspergillaceae
Exons: 1
Coding region: 89-304 (71 amino acids)
Source: RefSeq, a predicted model, not a curated record
GAACGGGUCCACGGCGCGCCUUCCAGUACGUCACACAACGACCCAUACAUGUUGAAUACAAAAAUCGAUUCUGUGCAAACCACGCAUCAUGAACAUACAAUCCAACCUUACUACCUCAAGGUGCCUCGCCCGUAACCUAUUUCAGGAUACAGAUUUCCUCAUAUGCACAACAUCUCCUUUGACCAUCUUUGCCAUUUAUAGUAUCUUUCUUUCAUACGGUAGAUUUCCUAUCCGUGGGAUGUGCUUUAUUUUCCUUGCUUGUCGACCUAUGUUCCCCGAUCCCCAGUCUCAGUUUAUCAUUUAGUCUGUCAGUCACACUGGAUAGUGUGGUACCGCAGAGCGAUUUCCUGAGUUAGGGUUGUGUUUCUUCAUUAGCAUAGUGUGCUUCGAGUUGUUGGAAUUACAUGUUGCUAGCUAGCA